AUGGAUUGUUGCUCGCAUGAAGCAACGAGAGCACUCGUGGAUGUUGAUGUGGAAGCUCUUGAAAAGCUUCAGAUUGAGUUAUUAGCGUCGAAUGAAAAGGAGAAACACGUGUUUAUAUACGACUGUGACGUUGCUGAUUCGAUAGCUGUAAGUGCAUGCCUUGCCUGUGUAAUUCGUCAUGUGGCUCCAAAACAUAUUAAUGUAUUGGUGAACAAUGCCGGUGUAGUAAUGGGCCGUCCACUGAAAGCUUUGACACCCGAGCAAAUUCAAAAAACCUUUGCAGUGAAUACGCUGGCACAUUUCUGGACGGUGAAAGCAGCACUAUCGUCAAUGAAGAAAGCACCGGAAGCACUGCUUGUAACGGUAUCAUCGGUCAUGGGGAUGAUGAGCAGUGCAGGACUGGCUGACUACUGUGCGAGCAAAGCUGCCGUCAAUGCUUUCCACGAAGCUGUACGUUUGGAGCUUUGGCACGACAACGUCAAGUCAAUUCGAACGCUUCUGAUCUGCCCUGCUGCAGUGGAUACUGGCAUGUUUGCUGGUGCCUUGGCUGCGAGCGAUUGGGCGCUCAAGAUCGCGCGCUUUUGCAUUCCUAUGCUUUCCGAAUCCGAAGUUGCUGACACGAUUUAUCGUGCCAUGAGAAACAGCAACACUGAGUUAGUAGUGUCGUGCUUUUCGGGCUGGAGACGGAUACCAUUGUCGUGGGCUCCUUCUAUCUCACGACUACUACCUGUAGCAUUGUAUGAUGUGGUGGUCCGAUUGGGUGGAGGUCUGAACGGCAUGGAUACAUUUGUUGGAAAGCAGUUGAGUCGCGAGAAUAAAAAGGAGAAGGUAAACUGA
Messenger RNA from Peronospora belbahrii, 837 nucleotides. The record is from the annotation of a GenBank genome assembly. NCBI's taxonomy places the organism in Eukaryota, Oomycota, Peronosporomycetes, Peronosporales, Peronosporaceae.